Messenger RNA from Suillus bovinus, 156 nucleotides. RefSeq lists its product as uncharacterized. The record is from RefSeq and is a predicted model, not a curated record. The annotation marks the transcript as partial. NCBI's taxonomy places the organism in Eukaryota, Fungi, Basidiomycota, Agaricomycetes, Boletales, Suillaceae. The transcript has a single exon.
CUCGCCUACGUCGAGUGGUUCACUCCUUUCAAACCACCAGACCCUGUUUCUCGAAUGCGACAGGUCUCGCGCUCAACACGACAACUUUGCUGCAAUGCCGCUGUAAUCCACGUUGAUGAAAUUGUGCAGCCGUGCCACCUUAUACCAAAGAUGGGA